UUCCGGGGACUGCUGGUGUGACGUGUCCCGCGCUUGGCGCAGCAGGAAGCGGCGGCGGACGCGGCCCGAGUUCCCGGCGCCGGCUUCGGCCCCAAGUCUUCUCCCGCUCCAGUCAUGCUCGACUUCUUCACCAUCUUCUCGAAGGGCGGGCUUGUGCUCUGGUGUUUCCAGGGCGUGAGCGAUUCGUGCACCGGGCCCGUGAACGCGUUGAUUCGUUCCGUCCUGCUGCAGGAACGGGGAGGUAACAACUCUUUCACUCAUGAGGCCCUCACACUCAAGUAUAAACUGGACAACCAGUUUGAGCUGGUGUUUGUGGUUGGCUUUCAGAAGAUCCUCACACUGACCUAUGUAGACAAAUUGAUAGAUGAUGUGCACCGGCUGUUUCGGGAUAAAUACCGCACAGAGAUCCAACAGCAAAGUGCUUUAAGUCUAUUGAAUGGCACUUUUGAUUUCCAGAAUGACUUCCUGCGGCUCCUUCGUGAAGCAGAGGAGAGCAGUAAAAUCCGUGCUCCCACUACCAUGAAGAAGUUUGAAGAUUCUGAAAAAGCUAAGAAACCCGUGAGGUCCAUGAUUGAAACACGGGGGGAGAAGACCAAGGAAAAAGCAAAAAACAACAAAAAAAAGGGGGCCAAAAAGGAAGGUUCUGAUGGCCCUUUGGCUACUAGCAAAAUAGCCCCUGCAGAAAAGUCAGGUGUUCCAGUGGGACCCGAGAAUGGAGAACUUUCCAAAGAGGAGCUGAUACGCAGGAAGAGAGAGGAGUUCAUUCAGAAGCAUGGGAAGGGUCUGGACAAAUCCAGCAAGUCUACAAAGUCAGAUAUUCCAAAGGAGAAGGGCAAAAAGGCACCCCGGGUUUGGGAACUAGGUGGCUGUGCUAACAAGGAAGUCUUGGAUUACAGUACUCCUACCACCAAUGGAACCCCAGAGGCUGCCUUGUCUGAAGAUAUCAACUUGAUUCGAGGAACUGGGCCUGGGGGACAGCUUCAAGAUCUGGAUUGCAGCAGCUCAGAUGAUGAAGGGGCCACUCAAAACACCAAACCUAGUGCUACCAAGGGAACUCUGGGUGGCAUGUUCGGGAUGCUGAAGGGCCUUGUGGGUUCCAAGAGCUUAAGUCGCGAAGACAUGGAGUCUGUGUUAGACAAGAUGCGCGAUCAUCUCAUUGCUAAGAAUGUUGCUGCAGAUAUUGCUGUCCAGCUCUGUGAAUCUGUUGCCAACAAGUUGGAAGGGAAAGUGAUGGGGACAUUUAGCACUGUGACUUCCACAGUCAAGCAAGCUCUACAGGAGUCUCUGGUACAGAUUCUGCAGCCACAGCGUCGCGUAGACAUGCUCCGGGAUAUUAUGGAUGCCCAACGUCGCCAGCGCCCUUAUGUUGUCACCUUCUGCGGUGUUAAUGGAGUGGGGAAGUCUACUAAUCUUGCCAAGAUUUCCUUUUGGCUUUUAGAGAAUGGCUUCAGUGUCCUCAUUGCUGCCUGUGAUACAUUUCGGGCUGGGGCUGUUGAGCAACUUCGUACUCACACCCGACGUCUCACUGCCCUCCAUCCCCCUGAGAAGCAUGGCGGUCGUACGAUGGUGCAGUUGUUUGAAAAAGGCUAUGGGAAGGAUGCUGCUGGCAUUGCCAUGGAAGCCAUUGCUUUUGCACGCAACCAAGGAUUUGAUGUGGUGCUGGUGGACACAGCUGGCCGCAUGCAAGACAAUGCCCCCCUGAUGACUGCCCUGGCCAAACUCAUUACUGUCAAUACACCUGACUUGGUGCUGUUUGUGGGGGAGGCCUUAGUAGGCAAUGAAGCCGUGGAUCAGCUGAUCAAGUUCAACAGAGCCUUGGCUGACCAUUCUAUGGCUCAAACACCUCGGCUCAUUGAUGGUAUUGUUCUUACCAAAUUUGACACCAUUGAUGACAAGGUGGGAGCUGCUAUUUCUAUGACAUACAUUACAAGCAAACCCAUCGUCUUUGUGGGCACUGGCCAGACUUACUGUGACCUACGCAGUCUCAACGCCAAGGCUGUGGUGGCUGCCCUCAUGAAGGCUUAACGUGGCUUUGCCUAAUACCAAAUCGCCGCUUGCCCCAAGUCCCCAUUCCUGUAUCAAGAAUGUGCUUUAGAGUAUGUGAGCAACUUGUCUUCAGUGUAGUGCAAAGGCAGAGUGAGGGGACUUGCAGCUCCUAACUCUACUCCAUGUUCAGCCUACCUCCUGCAAGGAGGGCGUAAUCAUGUUACAGUCACUGCCCGAUGACCCCACACAAGCCUCCCUCUUCCUUCUCAGGCAUCUCCUCCACUCUGCCGAGAUUCAGUAUCAUAGCUUUGACCAAUGGUUGGAAAACCCAACACCUGGAGUAUUGCUAACCAGUGUGAUCACAGAGCCAUCUGAGAUAAGGAGCAGUUUGAAGUCCCAGCUCUAUUGGGUUACUUCCAGAGCCAGCUCUGGGUCUUAAUGGCACCUCUCUCUAGAAUAUACAGCUUUCGGGUCCCUGGUGCCAGGGUGACAGCCACCUCACUGUGGCAGUGAUGGUGGUCUAUUCUUAAUUGCUGCUAAUUCUAAAUCUGAUGAUGAACUCUAUACCUGAUUGCUGCCCCAAAGCAUCAGUUAGGCCUUGUUACAAAUGAGUGAAAGGUGAGUGUCCACUUCUCUCAGAAACAAAGGGAGCUGAGUUGCCUUCCAACUUGUCCCUGCUCCCAAAAUCCAGAUGUAAGCUUUGCAUGUUUACCUUCCUGGGAGAAAACCAGUUGUCAGAAGGGUUAUCGUUGUCCUAUACCCCACUCCACCCAACCCUUGGCCUCCUGAGCAGGUCCUGGCUUUUCCCCAUCCUCUUCUACAGUGCCUGGUAGACAAGUGCUACGUUGAAGAACACAAACCUCUUGUUAAGACUUGUCCUGUAGUUUGGUAUUACAGAUGUGCUACUAGUGCAAUAAGGUGAAGGCUGUCUGCCCAGAGAAAUACAUAAUUUAUAUAAGAAAAUAAAUUUCAUAAAGAAAUUGCCUCUUAGAUCUAUAUUUACAUAUAGGAUUUAAAACUAAAAUGCUAACUCAUUCUUGGGUUUCUUUUUGGCAAGAAGGGCAUGAAAGGAGCUAACGGUGCUCUGAGGAACUGGACAACUUGUCCUAAGAAAGAUCAUCCUGUCUAAGAUGAAAAUAGAAUGCAUUCAUGUUUAACAAUCAACUCUUAAAUGUAGAAUCAGGGCCCUGGCAUGUAAAUGAACAAGCUUUUAAUACAGCUCAGUUAUGUAAAAUACUGUACACUGUAAAAGAUCUAGAAAACUAGAGCUUCAAGUCAUGUUUUAAAAAAGCCAUAGCUCAAUUGAAAAAACCAAUAGUACAAAACUGCAACACAAGCCCACUGACUCCACGACUUCUUGCUCCCCAAGUCCUGCAGAGCUGCCAGCCAUAGCCAGGAGCCAUCAUAUUGGUCUGCUGUGUAGACAAGCAUGCCCUGCCCUGGGGUGGGUAGGGGCUGCAUUGAGUCCUGAUGUCACUGGGUAUUAAACUGAACCAGGCAGCAGAGUAUCAAGAAACAGCCAGCAUGAAGGGAAGGUGCAACACUGCUACCCCUAUUCUACCCCAAGCUUCAGCUUAGGGUAUUGGUACUUCCUGGGAGCUGUUCUGAGUUCUUGUAUGUUUGCUUUUGUCACACACAUCCACAGGAAGGCCCCAUAGCAUGGUCUAAUGGUGAUGUCUCCAGCUUGCUCAUGUACUACAGCCUAUGGGGAAACAAAAGGAAAAGAAUGAAGUCCACAAAAGAAGUUUAUGCAUCUAAAACUGCUGGUGCUUGCUUAAGUCACUCAGUCCUAAGUUUUCAGAAAGCAGAUUCAGAGAAUUUCAGAUAGGUAAGGAAAGGCAAAUUUUGAUUUUCCACAAUCUAAAAGUUUUAGGAAGUUUUUCUGCUGACUGAUAGAAUAGGAAGUAGUAUACCUCUUACUUCACCGUGUGUUGCAGAUGAACCAUUUAGCUGGCCUUCUCUUGCCAUCCCUGCUAAAAACAAAACAUUGGUAUAGGCAUUAGGUGAAGAAGUGGAAUUUUUUUUCCAUUUAUCUUUGUGUGUGCGCACAUGCAAGUCAGGGCUACUUUUGGGUAUUGGUUCUCUUCACUGUGUGGAUUGCAGGAAUACAACUCAGGUUGUCAGACUUAGCAGCAAAUGCCUUUACCCACAGCCGUCUUAGCUGUUCCUGGGAAAGCUAAAACUGUUAAUGGCAAAAAUGAAAACUAAGGGGAGCUAAGGGCACAGGGUCUAACUAAAGAUGACACGACACAAGAUGAGGUAAGUAACUUUCAGACUGUCAAUACUAAACAGAAGCAGUGGGUUCCUUACUGCACUAAGAUUGGUUUUUGUCUGAAUGGAUCUCACUGUGUUACCACAUUAGGCUAUAGCUGUAGAUCCUCUAGCUCUAGCCUCCCUGGUAGUUAGAAUAAGUGUGUACUACUUCAUAAGACUUUACAAGACUGCUUGUAAACUGUUUUUUUUUUUUUUUUGAGACAGGGUUUCUCUGUAGCUUUGGAGCCUGUCCUGGAAUUAGCUCUUGUAGACCAGGCUGGCCUCGAACUCACAGAGAUCCACUUAUCGCUGCCUCCCAAGUGCUGGGAUUAAAAGCAUGCGCCACCACCACCCAGCUAACAUUUUUUUUCCAAUUUUAAUUUUUAGACUAUUUUUUUUUUAAUGUGCAUGAGUAUUUUGCCUGCAUAUAUGUUUCUGCACCAUGUGCAUAGCUGGUGCCUGAGGAGGCCAGAAGAGGGUGUCAGAACCACCGGAACUGGAGUUACAGUUUGUUGUAAACCAUCAUAUGGGUGUUAGGAGUUGAACUCAGGUUGUCUGCAGCAGUCAGAGCUCUUACCCAACUAAGCUGUCUCUAGUUCCCAAAACAUUUUAUGUGGACAAAACAUGGCUGCUUACUUUAUUCCCAGCAAGCACGCCCACAAUUUUAUUUAAAUUUGUAUUCAAAUUUAAUUCAAAGUAUGUUAGUUUGAAUUAAAAAUUCUGUACCUCA
Molecule: messenger RNA, 4969 nt
Organism: Chionomys nivalis (European snow vole)
Lineage: Eukaryota; Metazoa; Chordata; Mammalia; Rodentia; Cricetidae
Gene: Srpra
Product: SRP receptor subunit alpha
Exons: 14
Coding region: 115-2025 (636 amino acids)
Biological process (GO): SRP-dependent cotranslational protein targeting to membrane
Cellular component (GO): endoplasmic reticulum membrane; signal recognition particle receptor complex
Molecular function (GO): GTPase activity; GTP binding; ATP hydrolysis activity
Source: RefSeq, a predicted model, not a curated record